CGCCGGCAAACACCUUCUCCCCUCCACAAGGACGAGACAUGGCGGCUUCCAGCAAGAAGGUGUUCGAGCUGUUUGUCUCAAAAGUCCCCUGGACUGUCGCAACAAAGGAAAUAAAAGAUUAUUUUGGGCAAUUCGGCCAAGUGAAGAAAUGCCUCCUGGUCUUCGACAAAGAGACAGGCUUUCAUAGGGGCUUUUGCUGGGUCGGCUAUUCAUCAGAGGAAGGACUGCAGAACGCACUUCAGAAAGAGCCUCACAUUAUGGAAGGAAGCAGGCUCCAAGUACAAAAAAACAGACGACCAUUUUUGGGGAAAAAGACAAAUAAAGAAGCAGACGAAAGCUGAACAAUAAUGUUGACUCUGUAAUGUGAAGAUUUUUUUUUGUCUUGUCUUACAAAUCUGUAACUUAUGUCUAUGUCUUUGUGGAAAGGUGACUUUGCAACUUUACAAUAAAUGUGCUGUUGACCCAGAA
Messenger RNA from Clarias gariepinus (North African catfish), 468 nucleotides. RefSeq names its product SRA stem-loop interacting RNA binding protein (gene slirp). Gene Ontology annotation, molecular function: mRNA 3'-UTR binding; poly(G) binding; poly(U) RNA binding. The coding region runs from base 39 to 341 and encodes 100 amino acids. The record is from RefSeq and is a predicted model, not a curated record. Lineage: Eukaryota; Metazoa; Chordata; Actinopteri; Siluriformes; Clariidae. The transcript is spliced from 4 exons. Gene Ontology annotation, biological process: positive regulation of mRNA splicing, via spliceosome; spermatogenesis.